This is a messenger RNA of Mucor velutinosus, 1920 nucleotides long. Its product is annotated as translation elongation factor 2. Gene Ontology annotation, cellular component: mitotic spindle midzone; spindle; cytoplasm. The record is from RefSeq and is a predicted model, not a curated record. The coding region runs from base 1 to 1920 and encodes 639 amino acids. Gene Ontology annotation, biological process: microtubule cytoskeleton organization; mitotic spindle midzone assembly. The transcript has 6 exons. Gene Ontology annotation, molecular function: microtubule binding. Lineage: Eukaryota; Fungi; Mucoromycota; Mucoromycetes; Mucorales; Mucoraceae.
AUGGAUUCACAGCAACAACAGACGGAGCGCCUAAUUGACAGUAUACAGCAAGAAUUCAAACGACUCAAUACAAUACAGGAUGAAAUUGGUCUGCAAACAGAGGCCAAGGACGCAUCUAACGCCAAUUUCUUUGAUGCUGUAACCAGUUUUGCAAAUGAAAAAGUGAAUCAAAUGGAAAAGCAAAAGCAGCGCAUCAUUGAUGAAGUAGAGGCAGCGCAGACUUCAAUUCUAUCGUACAAGAAGCUAAUGGGUGAAUUUGCUUCUGAUAGAGCUGUCUUGGAUCCAUCCAAAUCGUUGCAAGCAAAUUUGGAUGAUUUACAAAAGGAAUUGGCUGUGGUGAAAGAGAAAUAUCAAGAGCGACUUGUUGCAGUGGAGGAACAAUAUUUGCAGUUAAAGGAAUUCAAGCAGGCCAUGGGUGAUUUCGUGGAUACAAGCAUGCUGAAAGACACCAACGUUGAUGUCUCUUCUACCGCUGUUGAAACUAUUGACAAAGAAAUUGCACGAUGCGAAGUGGAAUACAUGCGAAGAAAGGAGAUUGUGGAUGACUGUGUCGAACGCAUUUGCAGUAUGUUGAAUCAGCUUGGAUUACAGGCAGAAAGGGAUCGAGACAGAAUCAUUGAAUUGUUCCUCAUCGAGAAUGAUCCUCACGAAAAAAUGCAUCUUUGCAAUAUGCUGGUGUCUGACGACUUUAUGAAAUACAUGGCAAAGAGGAUCAAAGAACUAGACGAGCAGAAACAGCAAGUGGAGUCUCGCAAGGAAGAAAUGAUUGCCAGUCUCAAGCAUCUUUGGAAUCGACUGCAUAUUGAUCAACAAGAAUGCGAAGUGUUUCUAAUGGCAAAUCGCGGUUUGACGACAAAAGACCUAGACAAGUUUGAAGCAGAAUUGACCAAGCUAAACGCACUCAAGCAAGAGCGCAUUGGCGAUUUCCUUCAGACAGCAAAAGAAGAACUUGUAUCGUUGUGGGAUAAACUGUACUACACUGAUAAGCAACGAGCUCAAUUUCAACCAGAUCAAUGCCAAGAUCAUGUCACCGAUGUCGUGCUGGAAGCGUAUGAAAAUGAAAUAUCCAGACUUCAAUUGGAACUGGAGGAUUCCCGCUAUAUUCUGGAGCUGAUUGAGAAGCACAUGAGACUGAAAAAGGAAGUGGAAGAAUUUGAAGCAACUACAAGUGAUCCCAAUCGAUUGUUUGGUAAAGGAAACCGUGAUCCUGGUCGUUUGCUGCGUGAAGAGCGAUUCAGAAAGCGUAUUUCAAGGGAAUUACCCAAGGUGGUCAAGGAAUUGGAAGGUGCCUUGUUGGAAUACGAAGCCUUGAAGAGCCGUCCUUUCUUGGUCUAUGGUAAAUCCUACUUUAAUGUCAUUUACAAUGAUGCAGAUCAGGAAUCUGAAUCGACUCUGGUGGAAAAGCCAAAGACACCUCGUAGAGAACAGAAUCAAACUAGUUUACUCCCAAGGACACCACGACGUCCUGAACAAAUAACAUCGAUGCUUCGUAAACCCAUGACGAGUCCUCGGCCCACAAAGACCAAGCGCCUUAUUUUCAACACACCUCAAUUCCAAAGAGCCAAAAGCUUUAGUCUAACUACUACCACUGCUGAUACCAAGAUUGAUACAUCUACUAGUAUUUUACACAAAGUGCGAGCCAGAAAUAGUCGUCAUCGAGAACAGAAACCCAUUAAACGAGGCCAUAUUUUUGACGAUGACGACGAUGAAGAUGAGGAUGAAGAUGAUUUCUAUCCAGGUGCUGGUUCACAAAACGAAAACAAAGCACCUCAUCACAUUAAACCUCAUACACUGAAAAGACGCAAGCAACACAAUCAAACUGCCGUUGGAUCUCAGCCGGAAGGCGAUAUUGCGCUUGAUCUAGGCAUCUUUGAUGAUGGACCUGACUUGAGCGAUAUGUCUGAAAUAGAUGCUGAGUGA